AUGGCCCUAGUUGAGCUGAAAGAGCUGAAGAUAUGGGCAUUGCGAGUUCAUGGUAAUGUCUUUUGGCUUGACAAAUGCAUCUGCUGUAUUUUUGGAUCUGAUGAACAGCAAGGUAAAAUGGUUGCUUAUGUCUCUCGCCAGUUGAAGAAUCAUGAACAGAACUACCCUACCCAUGAUUUAGAAUUGGCAGCAGUGGUCUUUGCACUAAAGUGUGGAGACACUACUUGUAAGGCAAAUGUGGUAACUGAUGUACAUAGUAGGAAGAUAUCACAUUCAGCAGCACUUAUUACUGAGCAAGUUCCGUUGCACAGAGACUUUGAGAGAGCUGAGAUUAAGCGUCGCCUAGCAGAAACAGGGCAAGAUGAAGAGUUCUCCAUAUCGUCUGAUGAUGGGUUUAUGUUUAAAAAAUGGUUGUACGUGCCUUCAAAUAGUACAGUUAAGAUAGAGCUUUUGACUAAGGCUCAUAGUUCGCCAUUUUCUAUGCAUCCUAGCAGUACCAAGAUGUACUAG
Messenger RNA from Cucumis melo (muskmelon), 510 nucleotides. RefSeq lists its product as uncharacterized. The coding region runs from base 1 to 510 and encodes 169 amino acids. The transcript is spliced from 5 exons. The record is from RefSeq and is a predicted model, not a curated record. NCBI's taxonomy places the organism in Eukaryota, Viridiplantae, Streptophyta, Magnoliopsida, Cucurbitales, Cucurbitaceae.